GCUUUCCCAACUUCCGUACACAAACGUUGAUGACGUGUGCUUUCCUCCACCGUCUGCUACUUAAAAGGCUAGCUAACUUUGCGCCCCGUAGGUGCCCGCCGAGGGGCAAUAACCCCUAAAAUAUAUCCACGAAAUAUUAGCGAGUAGUUCAGCGAGAACGUGUCGAAGAUGGAGACGCUUUACCACCAGACAAAUAAGCAAAUCCAGGAGGUGCAGUCGCUUAUGGGCAACCUGGAGAGAACGGAUCGCCAGUCAGUUCAUUUAUUAGAGAAUGAACUCCAGGCUCGAAUCGAGCAGAUCUUCAACCAAUUGGAGCGACUGGAGAUCCUGGCCAGCAAGGAGCCGCCCAACCGCCGCCAGAAUGCCAAACUGCGUGUGGACCAGCUCAAGUACGACGUCCAACACCUGCGCACCGCCCUGCAGAACUUCCAGCACAGACGCUACAACCAAGAGGCCCAGGAACGAGAGCGUGAGGAGCUCAUGAGCCGGACCUUCACCACCAACGAUGCAGACACGUCCAUCCCCAUUGACGAGACGCUGCAGCUCAAUUCUAACCUGCACAAUGCACACCGAGGCAUGGACGACCUGCUGGGCAGCGGUAGCAGCAUCCUCAAUGGGCUCAGAGAUCAAAGAUCCUCUCUCAAGGGGACCCACAAGAAGAUGCUGGAUGUGGCCAACAUGCUGGGUCUCUCCAACACGGUGAUGAGGCUCAUCGAGAGGCGUGCCACCCAGGACAAGUUUAUCAUGAUCGGAGGGAUGCUCCUCACGUGUGUCUUUAUGUUCCUGGUAAUACGAUACCUGGGCUGAACCCGGACGUACUCAUGGGUGCUUUGAGGAACUGGAAAUAUUUUCUUUUUUACUCGACAUAAGUAUUUUAUUACUUGUGCCGUCGCGGUUGCUAGCUGUCCUACUAAACAGUAUUCUUCCCAUAUCAUGAUGGACCUACUACUUUGAAAUACAAGCUUAUACGAAAUAUUUUUUUUAAAAGUUUUUGGAGAAAAAUAUCAGUGCACAAUGGGGUAGGCAAGUAACUCAUUGGCUGCCAUAGGCAGCGAUGGACGUCUGACCCACUUCAAAUGGAUGUGACGUCCACUCAUACUUCCGCUGUGAAUUAAUGUAUGCGAAUGUUCGUUCAUUUUCUGCUAGCCCUCCCACUUCAAAUGGAUCGGACCACAAUCGCCAUCAACGAGUCAAGAGGUAGACGAUAAAACAAUUGUAAUUGUACAACGCAUUGUCAUGAUUUACAGUUGACCCUAGUCUCACUAUGUGAGUGAUUUAACGCUGUUGAAUUAAACGUGUAUUUCCAUG
Corythoichthys intestinalis (scribbled pipefish) is the source of this 1308-nucleotide messenger RNA. RefSeq names its product golgi SNAP receptor complex member 2 (gene gosr2). Bases 169 to 807 code for a protein of 212 amino acids. NCBI's taxonomy places the organism in Eukaryota, Metazoa, Chordata, Actinopteri, Syngnathiformes, Syngnathidae. The record is from RefSeq and is a predicted model, not a curated record. Gene Ontology annotation, cellular component: SNARE complex; endoplasmic reticulum membrane; Golgi apparatus. Gene Ontology annotation, molecular function: SNARE binding; SNAP receptor activity. Gene Ontology annotation, biological process: vesicle fusion; intra-Golgi vesicle-mediated transport. The transcript is spliced from 6 exons.